Anopheles marshallii is the source of this 477-nucleotide messenger RNA. RefSeq lists its product as uncharacterized. The transcript is spliced from 5 exons. Lineage: Eukaryota; Metazoa; Arthropoda; Insecta; Diptera; Culicidae. The record is from RefSeq and is a predicted model, not a curated record. The coding region runs from base 1 to 477 and encodes 158 amino acids.
AUGAAUUGCCGCAUCGCAGUGUUUGCGUUGUUUUUGGUGAUGGCUGUGGUUGCUGUACGUGCAGAAACUGGUUUUUACGUGCCCAAAGCGUACUACACGAUUGACGAACAUGGUUAUAAAUCCCCACUCAUCUACAUUGACAGUAUUCCGCAAAUAUUCCAGCGUGUUCGACGAUCGGCUCAACUUCCUUCAGUUCCUAACUUCGGUUUUCCGGUGAAUUUUCCUGCGUUCCAGUUCCCAAAUCCUGCUCAGGGCGGCAAUUUCCAGUCUGUAUCUAUUACUAGCGGAAGUCCCGGUGGUUUGAAUAAUCGAUUCGAUGAAAAUGGUCAAUCGGCACCUGGUGGAACAACUAUUAACACAUUCUCGUCUCAGAAUGGACACGUUACUCACAUGACUCAUCACAUCGACAAAGAUGGCAAAGUCACUACUCAUACCAACAAGGACAACAAUAACAGCAACAACAAAAAGAAGAACUAA